AUGGAUUCGUCAGAGAGAAAUGCUAAUUGGAAGUUCACUCCAGCUUCCUCUGUCACGGCACAACUUAUUCCACAUUUCGAUGCUUCUUCAACUCCUCCUCCUGAGAAUCCAGAUGGUUCGGUUCCUUGGUCAUCCGGCCUAUUCGACUGCGGUGCCGAUGUUAAGAACUGUUGCAUAACAAUGUGGUGUCCAUGCAUUACCUUUGGUCAAAUCUCAGAGAUCAUGAAUGAGGGAACCUCCUGUGUUUCACAAGGAGCAAUCUAUGCACUGCUCAUGUUCUUACCAGGCAUAGGAUGCAUCUUCUCGGCUGGCAAUCGGUUAUGUAUGAGACAGCGAUUUGGCCUCGAAGAGAGUCCUUGUGGGGAACCCUGUGGGGAUUGCCGGGUUCAUUGCUUGUGUGAGCAAUGUGCUCUUUGCCAAGAGUACAGAGAGCUCAAAAGCCAAGGAUUCGACAUGAACAUAGGAUGGCAAGCUAACAUGGAAAAGCAGAUCCUAGCAGCAGCAGCUGGAGUGGAGGACGCUCCCACCUUGGAAGGGAUGACCCGGUUGAUUGAAUAG
This is a messenger RNA of Telopea speciosissima, 558 nucleotides long. RefSeq names its product protein PLANT CADMIUM RESISTANCE 2-like. The record is from RefSeq and is a predicted model, not a curated record. Lineage: Eukaryota; Viridiplantae; Streptophyta; Magnoliopsida; Proteales; Proteaceae. The transcript is spliced from 3 exons. The coding region runs from base 1 to 558 and encodes 185 amino acids.